CCCCCCCCCCCCCCCCGAGCUGUGUAAAUGGAACAGAGUACCUUGGACUAGUUGGUCCGACAAUUCAUUCCCAGGGUUUGGUGGAAGUCAGACAUCUAGAAAGGGGGCGGAGGUACGGUACACUACUACUACGCGGAUUGGAGGAGCGGAUGUGCUAGUUAACCAAGAGGUCAUGGUUGACGGUAUGAAUAGGGGAUGUAAUGGUUAUGCUAUUGACCGAACGGACCAAGUGUUUUUGUUCGUUUUGUCACUCUGUCUAAAGUCUUCUGUUUGUCUUGUUUGUUAGACUAGACGGCUAACACGAUCCAGAGCUGUCGCCCACGGCCAACACAAAACCAGAGCACUAACUGUUCACAAAUUGUACUUUCACCACCCGCACUGCAGCACUCACUGGGAGAGGUGACCGUGUUUGUGUGUGGUGUUUGGACAUUGUUAUUAUUUAUGGGACUGCCACCUUUCAUAUCCCUGUGCAAUGCACAUUGCUGUGUCCUAUUCAGGGCCGGUCUUAGUCUGUGUGGGGCCCUAAGAGGGGGUCCUAGAAGGUGCCCCCCCCCCAAAAAAAAUCCCAAUUAAAAAAAAAACAAAUCCCCCCACACAUUAUGUCAAUAAAACCAUAGGCUACUGCUCAUCUUCAGUAAUCAAGUAGGCAAGCCAUACUGCACGUGUGCUGUCACUUAAGUGAAACAAAAACUGUUUGCAAAUGUUAUUCUUUUUAUAUAAAUCUAAAAUUAUAUUUGACUGAUUGUGACAGGAUUGGCAGAGGUUGAGACUCAGAGUCAGUUUUAAAGUUCAAAAUAAAGUUUUUAAUAAACAAAAAUACAAAAUAAACCGGCACAAGGGCCAAACAAAAAUGUUUCAACAACACAAAACAAUCAACACAAAACAAAACUUACAAAAUAAAGCUUCCAGGCUGGAUAGCAUUUUAAAGAGUUUGGUGAUAAAACGAGUGAUGAGGAGAUGAUUUAUCGGUAUGCACUACUAUGUAGAUGUAUGUGAAAAAUACAGCUAACAAGGGGUGGGGCGGGGCUGGAGAUGCAGUACUGAGUGUCCUGUUGAUAUGCAGUGCCUUUUAAACCUGUUUUACUGUGAAAAAAUACUUUUAAACAGUGCGUCUAAAAUAAACUGCGCGUGUAAAAAUAAAUUGGACCUGACAAGCCUGAGACACGCUGAAUAAAUGGACCGCUAAGGGCUAAUCUUGUGGAGAGUCACAAAGUUGGAUUCUGCUGCUUUACAGCCCCUAGUGGCCAUGUGAUUUCAACAUCAUUUCUUUUUUAAACUCCAAUAUUCAACCAUUAGUAUAUUGACAUUGGUAGAGGGUAGAGUGGCAUCCUUUCAAACAUGAACACUUUGUGACAUUGUCUCUUUAAAUCUUUAAAAACUCUUUCAAUAGUAUUCAAAAGAAAAAAGAGGGGUCAAAAUGUUAAUAUGUUCAAUGUACAAUCUGAAUUAUAAUGUUAUUUUCCAGCAGAUCUGGAGGAAAAACUGUACUAGCUACAGCUAUAGUGCUCAGCAUUGAGACAGCAGUGUCUGCUGACUUCAUUCCCUAUGGUGGUUAGAAUUUGACUGGAUUUGUGGCUUUACAGUUAUCUUGAUUUUCAUGUUGGUUUUUGUGGCGUGCACAUUUGAGUGUUCGGGAGGUGGCAUGUAUCAGAUACUCGUACUCGGAAUUGCGUUUAAGAAGUAUUUAUCAGCAGGUAUUCAUUAAACCCAUUCAUUAACGUGUUGAUUUCAAAACAAGAAAACCUGCCCUUCGUUCACAUUUACAAUUGGGUAAUAAUAAUAAUAUCUUUAUAUAGCGCAUUUCAUAGUGGACCACCAUCACAAAGUGCUUUACAGAGGUAGGCUGUGAACUGUGCAUUGUAUGCAGUGUCACUUAGACUUAAAAAUAGUCAAAUAUAAAAAAGGUUUAAAUUACAUCAGUUCCUUGAUUUAAGAGCAAUCACCCUCAGAUUGUGUAAAUACAGGCCUACAUGUUAUACAUUGAUUACCACAUGUGUGGUCUUACUUUGUGUGCAAUGGAAUAGUUUCACAGACUUUUAUUAAGACAGGAACAAUAUUUUUAGUUGCAGUGUUUAGAUGAUGCCAAUGAGAGAAUGUGAAGGACUCAAACUAUUUGUUUAUCUCUCUUGAUCGUCUGUUGCCACAUUGAUAUUCGUCUGAUUAUGCCAGAAAUAUACAUGCAUAACGAAAACACACAUUUCUAUUGCACAUGAGUUUCCAUUGCUGUAUUAUAGUCUCAUAGUAUGCACUGUUACAUUCAGGGAACUACAUUUGAGGAACUGUACAUGUGAGGAACUGUACAGUGUUAGUUUCAGAGAUUAAGUUAACAGCAUUCUAAUAUGCCUUGGAAUAUAAAAGUUGUCAUGCUAUGUAAGUAUUAUUUAUUUGAUAACUUUUUUCUGUCAGUAAAUUUAACUUGUUCAUUUUCUUAUUUGUAAAAUGGUUAAUUUGUUUUUCAGUUUUUGCACUUGGAGACGUGCUGCUGGUUUCGACAGAGAGAAGAUCAGCUCACUGGCAGAGCCCGGAGGAAUGGGAACUGUCACAUUUAUAAAAGAAGACAUCAAAAAGAAUGACGCUGGAGACUAUACCUGCAUGUAUGGAAAUGAGAAUCCUGGAGACCUGACAAACAUCAGCCAUGGUUCUUCAGUUUAUCUCAACGUACAAGAGUUAAGCUAUCAGCUCCUACUUCAGCUGGACAAACACAACCAAAUGGAAGGAAUGGAUGUAUCAUUUCAAUGUAUAAUACCAGUUGAAUUCAGAGAUGCAACAGGAAAAGAGGGUUUUUUCCAUCUGUAUAAAAAUGGAAGCCUUGUCGUUUCACAACACGAUCCCAAAGGCAUAUCAGCUGUCAAGUUUUCUAUUAAAAAGGUUAAGAGGAGUGAUACUGGAAACUACACCUGUGUGUAUGGAAAAGAGAAGCUUGUGAACUCAGCAAACAGCAAACGCAGUCGCCCAGUCUACCUUCAUGUGACAGGAGAUAUGACAACUCCAACCACAUCUAUCAAGACCCAACAGACAAAUGAGACAGGAGAUAUGACAACUCCAACCACAUCUAACAAUACCCAACACACAAAUGGGAUAGAGUCGUACGGGCUGGGGAAUGACAUCAGAAUCUUCCUAUCCCUGGGGAUCCUUCUUGUCCUCUCAGUUAUUGUGGGGGAAGACUUCAGAAGCAGACAGAGGAAGCACCAUGGGGAUGAUCACCAUGGCUGAAAACCGGCGGAGACGUAGGACUCUAAAGCUCUGUGCCACACAUCUUCCACGUAUGCUCCUAAGGCUGUCUGGAUUGGGAACCGUGGAUGUUUUGCCUUUGUUCGGGAGCUUAAACCACCAAACAUCCUCUACCAGCAAAUCCUUAUGUCUUGUUAUCUAAUGCCAAUGGCUAACGAAAGGACGGUUUGGACACUUACUCAUCCAUCUUGCUGGUGGGAAGAGGUUGUGCUGCAUCACUCUUUCAUAGAUCUGCAGUAGAUGGAGUCCUUUCGCAUCAUCGGGGCAACAUUCAGCAUUAUAGUGGAACUAGUAAAGGAGAUAUGCAGCCAAAAAGGAAUUACGUACGGCCUCCUGUGCCAGUGGAAAAAAAGAGUGGUGAUUGCUUAGUAUAGGCUGACAUCCUCAGCUGAAUACAGGGUUAGGGUUACUCAGCUGAGUACAGGGUAGUUAGCAAUGUAUUUUGGGUGCAUAAAACCACAGUUCAUCUUUGUACUUACAAGUUUGUCAACUCCCUUGUUCAGAGGCACUGCAACACGUACAUAGCUAUGCCAGAUGUAACUGAAGCAAAAAGCAGUGCUCUGCAGGACCGUUCUGCUUCUCCCGAAUGGCACCUCUUUGAUUGUUAAGUGGCGGGCGGACGUGCGUUGUCUUUGGACAUAGCUGGAUCAAAAGCAAGGGAAUUCCUUUACAGACAUUUAGUAAGCAGCUCACUUGCUCUUCGUGUUUAACUUUAGCGUCAUUUUUACAACAAGGGUAUUCUCAAACAGCAGCUUUAAUACUAUAAUCAUUAUCAUUAAGGUGAACUACACCACCGCUAACCGUAAAACCACCUAUCAACCUAACAACUGACCUGCUCCCUUGCAAUAUUUACAGUGAUGUCACUAAGGAUAAACAUUGUGUACUUGUCAGUAUUCUUGCAGCAGCAGCAUUCUGGACCAGUUGCACUAUUCAGAUAAUUUAAUUAAUGUUAUUUUUUUUUAGAAUUAAACAAAUGUAGAAUGUUUAAGUUGCUAUUGAUGUGUUAUUUUAUUCUGAAUAAAGCAAAACUGAUGGUACUCUGUUGUGUACUGCACAGCUAAUGUGGUGCUAUAGCUUUAAUAGGAAGACCGACGACGUCAAAAUGAUCUAGACAGCAUUCAGAACUGGGCAGACACAUGGCAAAUUACAUUUAAUAGAGAAAAGUGUAAGGUACUGCACACAGGCAGCAAAAAUGUGCAUUGUAACUAUCAUAUGGGAGAUACUGAAAUUGAAGAAGGAAUCUACGAAAAAGACCUAGGAGUUUAUGUUGACUUAGAAAUGUUUUCAUCUAGACAAUGUGGGGAAGCUAUAAAAAAGACCAACAAGAUGUUUAAUUUAAAUCAAAGGAAGUAAUGUUAAAACUUUACAAUGAAUUAGUAAGACCUCAUCUAGAAUAUUGUGUUCAGUUCUGGUCACCUCGUUACAAAAAGGAUAUUGCUGCUCUAGAAAGAGUGCAAAGAAGAGCAACCAGAAUUAUCCCGGGUUUAAAAGGCAUGUCGUAUUCAGACAGGCUAAAAGAAUUGAAUCUACGCGGUGAUCUGAUUCAAGCAUUCAAAAUUCUAAAAGGCAUUGACAAUGUCGACCCAGGGGACUUUUUCGACCUGAAAAAAGGAGGUUACAAGAUUAGAUAAAGGGGCAUUCAGAACAGAAAAUAGGAGGCACUUUUUUACACAGAGAAUUGUGAGGGUCUGGAACCAACUCCCCAGUAAUGUUGUUGAAGCUGACACCCUGGGAUCCUUCAAGAAGCUGCUUGAUGAGAUUCUGGGAUCAAUAAGCUACUAACAACCAAACGAGCAAGAUGGGCCGAAUGGCCCCCUUUCGUUUGUAAACUUUCUUAUGUUCUUAUAUGUUCUUAUGAGCACUGUGACAUUGCUGCUGACUGCUUGAGUUAGGCUGUGUCUUCAGAAGAUUCUGCAGAUCAGAUUCGGGUUAAGUGAAUUUUCGGUCAACCCCACCCUGAGCACAAAAAGAUUUCAUUUUAAUUAACCCCGACCCGAUGUGGUCGACCAGAUCUAGAUGGGGGUGUAUGUCUGGUUGGGGUCCUAACAUAUAUGUGAUUCGAUGAUUACAUAUUAGAUUAGGGGGCAGAUUCUCCUUUCAGAAAAACAACUACAUUUCCAAUGUAUUUUUAAAAUAUGAUGAAAUAUGUAUUAUAUGCAAUAUAUUUGGUUAUCCAAAAUAUAUCGUAAUAUACUGUUCAAUCAAUAUAUUAGACUGUAUUUUCAAAUAUAUUGUAAUAUACAGUGGAACCUUGCUUAAUCAACCUUCAGUGUGAAGUGCACCCCACUGCACCAUCUGCAUUCCCAAAAAGAAAAAAAAACUAUGUUAAAUAACCUCAAUUAUACAAUCAGCAUGCUGUACACUGCCAAUGAGUUUUUAAAAGGAAAAAAUGAACUGUGUGGAUGCAAUUAGCUGGGUUUGCUGAAGAUGGUUCUAAAGGCUAUUUGUACCUAAUAAAAUGCUGCUCU
Acipenser ruthenus (sterlet) is the source of this 5699-nucleotide messenger RNA. RefSeq lists its product as uncharacterized. The coding region runs from base 2440 to 3213 and encodes 257 amino acids. The record is from RefSeq and is a predicted model, not a curated record. The transcript has 7 exons. NCBI's taxonomy places the organism in Eukaryota, Metazoa, Chordata, Actinopteri, Acipenseriformes, Acipenseridae.